UAGGCAUAACAUGAAAGAAAUAGAGGAUGGAUUUGAUCUGUUGUUGCUACACGUGGAAGUGAAAUGACUCCAGCAGAACCCUGGUUGCAACGGAUUCCACCUAUUGUGAGAGCGUGACAACUGCCUUGAAAAAGAACUAUAUAUUUCUACCUACCUCAGAUGGGACAUCACCUCUUGCUGUGUGCACUGGAAUAAAAGACAAAGGAAACAGUUUUUUCAUCAUGGAUUGUCAAGAGAAUGAGUACCGGGACCAAUGGGGGCGCUGUGUCACCUGCCAACAAUGUGGCCCUGGACAGGAGCUCUCUAAGGAUUGUGGUUAUGGAGAAGGUGGAGAUGCGCACUGUAUAGCCUGCCCUCCCCGAAAGUAUAAAAGCACUUGGGGACAUCACAGAUGUCAGACAUGCAUCACUUGUGCUGUCAUCAAUCGGGUCCAGAAGGCCAACUGCACAAAUACCUCUAAUGCUAUCUGUGGAGACUGUCUGCCCAGGUUCUACCGAAAGACACGCAUUGGGGGCCUGCAGGACCAAGAAUGCAUCCCAUGUACAAAGCAGACUCCUUCUUCUGAGGUUCAGUGUACCUUCCAGUUGAGCUUAGUGAAGGUAGAUGCACACACUGUUCCCCCUAAGGAAGCCACACUUGUUGCACUGGUGGGAAGUCUGCUAGUGGUAUUUGCCCUGGCCUUCCUUGGACUCUUCUUCCUUUAUUGCAAGCAGAUCUUCAACAGACAUUGUCAAUGCGGAGGUUCAUUGCAAUAUGAGGCUGAAAAGACAGUGGAGGAGGAUUCUCUUUUCCCUGUACCACCUGGCCAGGAGACCAGUCCUGAAUUUCCAGCGAAUGAGGGCAUCUUUGAGAUCAAACCACUUAACUCCAUCCUGGAUGAUGACUGCAGCUCCACUCGCGGCUUCCCCACCCAGGAGUCCUUCACCAUGGCCUCCUGUGCCUCAGAGAGCCAUUCUCAAUGGGUCCAUACCCCAAUUGAAUGUACAGAGCUGGACCUGCAAAAGUUUUCCAGCUCUAUCCCAUCUCCUGGACCUGAAACCUUGAGAGAGAACACAGCUGAACACUCAGGAGACAGGCUGGAGCUCUAUGUACCUUUUGAAGUUCCCAGCCUUUAACUCUACCAAGGUAAACUAGAAAGGUAGGACUAAAGGACUGGAAGGUGUGGACUACCCUCACAAAAUGUCCAACCUGGGUUCUGUUGUUCCAUAGGGUUUGGACUGAAGAAUAGCAGGAAACUAGGACCAAUAGAGGUUGAAGAAGCACUAAACUUUUGAGCUAAGUUUACAUUGAACUUCUAGGACAAGAAUUGUCUGGAGAUCAGGCAGGUUAACAUGAGGCCAAUAUCUUUAUCCUGACUCUACUAGCAACUAGUCAUAUUCUAUUUUCUCCUUUCAAGUGUAUAAGCAUCACAACACUGUAGAGAUAUGUGGCUCCAUAUUCAGAGAAAUACCAGUUCAUGAUUAGCUUUAUACACUUGUGCAAAUCAUUUUACUUCUUUCAGAGACAUAGCCUUCAGCUGGUAAGUUUUCUUGAGGAAUGAAUGAAAGCAUAUACACAUGUCCUUUAUAGUGCCUACAUGGUAGGUUUUUUUUUUUUCCUUUCCCUGUGCUUACUCAGUCACAAAUUAGAAAUUCCUCUUAUAUCAUCUACAUAUCAUUCUGAACUUUGUAACUUCACCCUUUUGUGGUAGGCAAAUAAGAAAUAUAUUUUUAAACAAGCAGCAAUUGAGCAACCGAGAUCAAAAGUGAUUUGCUUAAAAUCACAGAACAACCCAAUCUCAGAAAUAGACUAGAACCCAGGAUUAGUAGUCCCAUUAUAGAACUCAUUCAACUCCAUCACUGAAUUUGAAAUAUAUAUGUAUGUAUCUCAAUAUAUGUGUCAUACACAUAUGUGUGUGUAUGUAUGUGUGUAUAUAUACAUACAUAUAUAUGAUGGAAUAGUUUUGAGGAAAAAAAGAACACACAUAAAACCUGAAAGUUUUUCAUGUUGUAUUCUUAAUAUAAACUGUCAUGUGUGAUCAAGUGUAAAAAAUUUUCACUUAUGGUUUUAUGCCAAAUAGUUAAAAUAUUUUUUAGCAUUUUUGGAUUUUGAAACUUUUAAUUUUGGAUAAAGGAUGCCCAAUCUAUUUUUUCAUUAAAAAUUAUGUAGUUCUUGAGUUCACAAGUGUAAAAAGCAUAAUUGUAUCUCAUUCUUACUUAUGGGUUCUGGUUCUGUUCUGACUCUUCUGCCUUGUGAGAGAACUGAAGAUAACAUUUGUCUGUAAAACACUACCUUUGGUUUUUUUGUUUUUUUUUUUUUUGGUACAUGGUGCUUAUAUCAACUCAAUAUUUAAAAAACAGUAUCUUACUAGUUUGAAAUAGGAUAGAUUUGUCAUUUCUAUUGCCAGGUGAUAUAUUUCUGCUAUUGUGUCCUAAAUCUUUGCUGGUCUAACCAUUAACCUUUAGAGAAAAGGCAAAGGAGGGUGGUAAUGAGCUUGCAUUCCCAGAUUCUAAUUGCUCUGCUCUUUUUCUAGGUCUCUUUCACUCUUGGCAACCUUGCCAUUGCUUGUUGCUGGACUUUCCUGCUCUUCUUUUACUCAACAAAAGUAGCAAGAGCCUGGGAUGUGGGUCCCACAAUAACCAGCGUUCAAAAAUGGGGUCUUCAGAGCCCCAUUCUAAGAGAGAACUAAGUCUCCAGUGACUGACCUUGAACAGUUUUUGUUUUCUUAUUCUAGUCUGGGGAUCCAGAUUCCAUAGCCAUGGGACUGCUGGGGCCUGUUCUUUCUCUUUAAUUAAUUAUAGAAGUGGGGGGAAUAACAAUGAAUGAGGUGGAGUUUGCCUGCCUGUAUAUGUUUCAUACCUAUAUUUUUGACAAGUAGGCCUAAAAAUGGAGUAUACAGUAUAAAUGUUGGCAUCUGCCUACCAUAUUGAAGAGAAUGAAAUACUUUCUCUUUUAGCUAUUUUCUUUGACUCCUCCUAUGUCUACACACACACAUAAACAUGUACAUGUAAGUGAAGGGAUAUUGAGGAAGGUACCAUGGGGAGGCCUGAAGCCUGGAUUUUAUAACUCAUAUCCUAGACUUCUGUAACAAUGAUAGCUGUCAAGCCAGUAUAUUUCUUAGACUCUUCAUUCUUAGAGACAGGCUAUCAGUGCUCUCUGGUGGGGAUUCAAAUUAGUGUCUUCUAGAUUUUUUUAAAUUGUUGUUUCCUGAACUUCUUUGCAUUUUUCUUACUCCAAUAUUCUUACCUUUUCCCCCUCCCAGUCAAGUCCUGACUGUGAUGUUUCUGAGGUGCAGAAGUAGUACCCUGUGGUGCUAUGGGGACCAUUUGGUGCUUUCUUGGCUUAGAGAAUAGUCAGUAUAUUUCUCUUAAGCCUGAAUCUUUAGUUUUACAUGCUUCUAAGCAUGAAUUGAAACAUUUUUCUUCUUUUUUUUUUCUAGAAUAUGUCAGACAUGACCCUCAGGACUUAGAUGUGGCUAUCAUGUGUUGGCUUUAAGUAUCCUGGUAUGUUCAAAAUGAGCCACUAGGAUUUAUGCUCAUUUCGUUAUAGUGGUUCAAGUUUCAAUAGGGCAAAGUGGUCAACUGAGUAAAGCAACCGAACCUAUUUUGCUUAGAUGUAAUAUAUAAUAUCCUGGAGGCUAGUGUCCUGGAGGCUAGUGUGACUUAGGUUAUUAAAAACAAAUUCAAGAUGCACACAAUUAUUCUGGGUCAAAGAGGUAAAGAUGCACUAAACCUGUGGGUGCUGCACUUUAUGUUAUUCACAUUACAGUUGUUGUCUCUGUGACUCACUAUAUAAACUUUAAUAUAGGCAGUGCAGGGGUUGCUCAGUGAAAUACGGGGGUGGGGCAUACAAAAGCUAGAAUGCUUUCAGUCAUUUGCCUUCAUUUGACACUUAACUAAGGACAUGGCUGCAUACAAGUAUUCCUCCAAUAUCAAGGUGGCAGAAGCAGGAGUAAUGAAAUUUGGAAGCAAGCUUACCUUACAUUGUAAGACUCUCAAAAACACAAGGUACAGGAAUUUAGAUAGUGUUGGAAUACUUGCAUUUGGCAUGAACAAGGUCUUAUUUUCGAUCCUAGCAAAAGGAAGAAAGGUGGAGAAAGGGGGAAAGGAGGGAAGUAAAGAAGGAAAUAAAACAUUUCCAACACCAAGAAAUACACCAGACCCCAUAAUAGGCUAAGUGCUGCUGAGGCUGUAGUGGAGUUUUCCAUUGGAAAAUAUCACAUGUGUUCAUCUUAUAUUAGGUUUUCUUGCCUUUAGCUCUUAAACACUGUUUACAAUAUUUUUCUUCUUGUUUCUUGGUUCCCUAGACUCAUAGCACUCUGUGAGUCUGCUGGAAGGUUUGAUGGAUGUUCAAAGAGCCGUGGUUCUGAGUUUUAGCAUAACACAUAAAGGAAUUUUGAUAUGGGUCUCCUGGGCCUUAUCUAAUCUUUGAGGUUCUAUAUUCCUCUAACCCCAGCAGAAAGCCAGGCUACAGUUUGAUCUUUCAGGACCCUACAGUUCUGAGCCAAUUUUCCCUUUCCUAUGUCUGGGCUCCCCAAACAAUCACCCACCAGACCCCCAAAGAUACCCACAGCAUUUUUCAAGUUAGCUAAGUGAGGCUGUGAAGGGUCCCCCAAGGUAUGCGUAUUUCUUUUGACAUGUCAGUUCGAUGCCUACUUUACUGUCCAUUUGGUUCUUUUUGAAAAUUCAUUUUGCCUUUAGCUUUUACCUGUACAUCUCAAGAGCAGAGAGAAACAAGAAUCUCCUUGGAGAUUCUAUUAUGCCUUUUUAUCUCUGAAUCUUUAUGAAGCUUAUGCAGCUAGUUUCUAUCCUACUAGCCAUUGGUUGGUUAGGUAAAAUGUGGACUUCAUCACCAGGACUUAUCCUGAAGAGAGAGUGUUCUCUACAAGAUUCUGUUAAAUGUGUCUUUAAUUACAGCUCAUCCACAAACACUGAUUAAGGGUCUUAAGGUCAAACUGCUGAUAAGAGUGUUAAAACAACAAGAGAAAAAAUGCUAAAAGUCCCAUUGUACUUGGCAGGGGAUUUGAAGCAAUUGAAUCACAACGCUGUACCAGACAACCUGAUCUCAUGUAAGCAUUAUCAAAUGUGUAUGAGCCAAGGUUUAGACCUUGGUCUUUGGUACUUUUUUCUGGGACAGCUUAUGCUUAUCUCACCAACUUUAGUUAGCCAUAUCUAUACUUCUGGUGAAGAAGAACUAGCACUAAAUCUGAGGUGGAUUCAGCUUGAGUAGGUUCCAGCUGUAGAAAGGUCACUAUGUGCUUGGCACUGCUUCAAUCUCAAGUACAUUACUGUUUCUUAGUGAAAAGGACUAUGAUGAUAAAACAGCAAAAACAAUGUGAUUAAAUGACCCAGGCACCCUGCUUCACUGUGCCUAUACAUAACAAGGUCGUUAUACAUCCAUGCCAAGAAUCGCCUUGGUUCCAGUUUUCUUGAACAGUUAGUAACUGAAAUAAGGUGAAGUUUUAUUUUGCUUUGCUUUCUUUGGUUUCUUGGGUAGAAGCAAAGAGAAGGAUGGCUUUUUUUUUCUUUAUAAUUGAUAUUUGGCCUUGUCUUACUUCAUAUUUGCAUAUUUGCUCAAGUAGUGUCCUUAUAAAGUGGGACCACUUUGAGCACUAUGCUUUUAUGUGUCUUCUCUUUGAAGAAUUCAUGAGACGUGUAUAUAACAUAACUCUGGGCCUGGACAACAGUUGUGUUUUACAUAUUUGAGCGUGUACAGGGGAUAGAGGUAGGUGUUCAUUGGAGGUGAGUCGGGCUUCAGGAUUCACUUUAUUUCCCCCACUUAUAUCACUGGAAUUUUGAAAGGUGGUAUGUAGUACGGGAGAUCAACUUUCUUCCCUAAGGUCGUUGAUAUUAGAGUAAGUAAAAAUGUCAACACUACACCUCUCUUCCCAACAAAUAGACAUGGCACAGCCUCAUACCCCUCAUUCAAUUUAUUACCAAGGUCUUUGAUGUUUUGUAUUUAAUGUAGGUAGGUUUUAAUUAUUGUUUUCCUUUAAAUGAUCUAUUUAUAGAGAUUUUGUUAAAGUUUGAGCCAUAUGCAUGAGUGGAUACUGACAAGUUGUGUCUGAUUUAUGAUAAUCUGUAAACAAUUCAUAUUAAUCAAUAAACAGAAGUACAUACAAA
Mus caroli (Ryukyu mouse) is the source of this 6101-nucleotide messenger RNA. It is a transcript of the gene Eda2r, whose product is annotated as ectodysplasin A2 receptor. Gene Ontology annotation, molecular function: tumor necrosis factor receptor activity; protein binding. Gene Ontology annotation, biological process: positive regulation of canonical NF-kappaB signal transduction; positive regulation of JNK cascade; tumor necrosis factor-mediated signaling pathway. The record is from RefSeq and is a predicted model, not a curated record. Gene Ontology annotation, cellular component: plasma membrane. NCBI's taxonomy places the organism in Eukaryota, Metazoa, Chordata, Mammalia, Rodentia, Muridae.